Messenger RNA from Microdochium trichocladiopsis, 2055 nucleotides. Its product is annotated as peptidase S8/S53 domain-containing protein. Gene Ontology annotation, biological process: proteolysis. Gene Ontology annotation, molecular function: serine-type endopeptidase activity. NCBI's taxonomy places the organism in Eukaryota, Fungi, Ascomycota, Sordariomycetes, Xylariales, Microdochiaceae. The transcript is spliced from 8 exons. The coding region runs from base 1 to 2055 and encodes 684 amino acids. The record is from RefSeq and is a predicted model, not a curated record.
AUGGGAGACACUUCGCCGGGAUCUAACGACGACGACGUGGUCUACAUCGGCACGCCUGUCUACACGUAUCCGUCUAUAGGAUGCACUGCCCCUUGCACCAUUGUGCUGGCCCCGAGCCCGCUGGAUUCCAAGACUGUUAUCUCGAUUUCCCUAUACAUAACAUUACUGCAAGUUGGCACGACCACGACGACAAUCACCGUUAAGGUGCCGGCUCAGACACUUACCGAAGUCCCUUUCUAUAACGUCCCGAUCCCCUCCAAUGUUGGGAAUCAGACGGUGGUUCAGCCGUACCCCUCGAUCACACUGCCUCCUACCAGUGUGCCAGUUACGUGGCUGCUCGAUGUCGAAGUUUUGGUCAAGAGCUGGGAGGGUAUCAUUGGACCGGGACCUCCUCCGCCCGGGCUUAUUCCGUGGCCAACUGGAUGGAACUGGAAAGGACCACGUCUGCCGCCUUGGCCUAAGCUCAAGAUCGGUCCAAAGUCUAAGCCGGAGGUCAUCCCUAAGAAGCCAGCGCGCUGCGAGACGAAAUCAGCCUCUAUAUGCAUGACUACUACUUCCUACGGCCUCGAAGAUAAGGGUACAACUACAAUCACUAUUACCUUACGCGUAAUCGAGACGUGCGUAACCAUCUAUAGCUGCGCAGUUUCUGACUACGACGAGGCGACGGCAACGGAUAACACUACUUGUUCUCUUAGCCGGAGGACGGCCCUAGUAGCACUUGUUCAUAGCACCACUGCUACCCCUAGCCCUAAUGCACUACAGCCGACGGUGACCAGUAGCCCUGAGCUCGUCCACAAGUCUUUGGACAUCCGCAGGAACGAUGUUAUCAUCUUUGCUAAAAGUAUAUGGGACUUUAAUAGUGACACUAAGGCGCUGGCCGACCGACUGGAAAAGUUGAAAAACGGACAGACACGGGUGAAAGUCGUGAGGGCACAGUCCACUAAGAGGGAACUUACGGCAUUCUGGUACGUCUCAGGGCUGCCCACGGGCCUGCACGCCAAGCUGUUACAGAUGAAAGCGUCGUGCGUCGACACGAAGCAUCCCGAGUUCAUUAGCAUCCGGGUGGCUAGUCCUCUUAAGACGCAGAACUGGGGCCUCGGGUAUACUGACGACUACGUCCACGGCACUGCUGUCUCUGCCCUUGCGGUGGGCCAGAACCUCGGCGUAGCACGCAGGGCGAUCCUAGUGCCGGUGCACAUAGGCACUGCCUUUGAGCGUAACUCGGACCCGGCCGAGCGUUACCUCGAGGUACUUGUUCUCGUGCUCGACAACAUCCUGGACACUAACAUCCCUAAGGAGGGUAAAGCCGUCGUUAGCAUGUCGUGGCAGAUCGGAGCUGGAAGCGUGCCUAAGGACUACGGGCGGGUUAUGCGGACCGUUCUCGAGGAGAUUGCGAGCGAGGGCGUCGUCCUCGUCGCAGCUUCUGGUAAUGGGCGCAAGAAAGGAUUCAACUCGGACGGCGGCUACCCCCAGCGCGUUAUAGGCCAGGGCCAUCUUACUGAGUCGUCUCUGGUCGUCGGAGCUACAGACGGCGCCGCACGCCUGGCAGGAAUUAGUGAGCGCUUCAGCGAUAACAAACUGAACCGCAUCAUCCACGCCCCUGGCGAUAAGCUCAAGGUAGUAGUCGCCGGCGGCUCGCAUAAAUGGAGCUCUGGCACAUCGUACUCGGCGCUAAAGGAGCCUGAUGACCCUCCGGAUGACCCCGACGACCCGCCCGGAGGCGGUGGUGAUCCGGGUCCGCUAACAUUCUACCUGAUGGACGUGACGUAUGUUACCGAGCUCGAAACUGGAUGGUACGGACAGGCCACUAAGUUAUCCAAUUGGGGCAACUGUGAUGUAAUGGACGUGCCGGCUGACAAGCUCGACGGGGCUAAAGGUGACUGGCCCACGUACCCUUGGCCGGAGAAAGAGUUUACCGGCGAGCUCUGCGACAAGAAGCUGAGGUAUAAGCGUAAGGAUCCUGGCGACUACGACGUCUUCGACCGGGAUUCUGGUAAGCAAGUUAGCAUCUGUACUAAAGCGCCUGAAGUGGAUGCCAAGAUCUGUGGCAUCUAG